Molecule: messenger RNA, 600 nt
Organism: Rotaria sp. Silwood1
Lineage: Eukaryota; Metazoa; Rotifera; Eurotatoria; Philodinida; Philodinidae
Source: the annotation of a GenBank genome assembly
AUGGGUAGUCGAGAAUCUGAGCAAAUGAAAUUCUUCCAAUUCCAAACACCAAUAAAAACUAUCCAACAAGAAAAUAGACGUAUUGAUGAACAAAUUCUUACAUUUACUAAUCAAUGUAAACAAUACCAAAAUCAAAUGGAACAACUUCGUCUUCAACUCAAUCAACUUGAACAAGAUGCUAAAAAUAAAAAACCAUCAAACAUUUGGCAACUAUUUCUUUUCUGUCUAGUCUAUGCUCUUAUCGUUUUUUUCUUGCUUCAUUAUAUUUAUUUCUCAGCUAAUUAUGAUCAAUUUUAUGCUAAUAUUUCUUCUAAUAUUGAUGUUGAUCCAUUUCAAACAGUCGAUCCAUUUGCUUCUCAAUCUGAUAUAGGUUCACCAACAACACCAAAUGAUUGGUUUCAAUCAUCGAACAAUGUUCAUACAACAAAUUAUCCAUUUGGUUCCAAAAUUGAAUCUCCAAACACAACAAAUACAGCACCAAAAGCUAAAUCAUCAUCAGUUGAUCCAUGGAGUGGAACAACAACAACAACAAUAACUAAUAAGAGACGGUCCAUGACAGCACCAAGAAUCCGAAGCACUCGUCAAAAUUUAAAUUUUUGA